AUCAGAGCUAGGUUCUGGAAAUUAAGUUAACAUUGAUUGGUUGUAUCUCAAUAUUGCGAAGCCAAGGAAACAACACAAUCGAAAACAACCCAAGAAAACAAAUUUGCCCAUGAAAAGUACCCAUCACAGUGCCAAAUUUUGUGGGUCCGGCAUAAUUGUUUUCAUCUCUCUUUGUUGGAUUUUUCUGUUAACUUGGAAACAUUAACAUUUUGUAUAUGCUUUGAACAUUUGAGGAAACAAUAUGGAAACAAAGAAAAAAUUUGAAAAUUCAAUUGCAAAACAUUCCGAAACAUUGAUCGAAACAUACCGAAAAUGUCGAAACUUUCUGAAGCACGUUGAAAUAGCAGAAUUUCGAUAUUGAGUGACUGAUUCUUUUCAGAUUCCAUGGAAACAGAAAUGUUUUUGGAUGUUUCGGCCCUUUUGAAAUGAAAUUUAGUUCUUUGCUCCUCAGAAACUCUUUAAAAAUUGAUGGGAAAAGAUUGACUGCAUCUAUUUAUAGAUCCCAAAGCUUCUAAAGGAAGCCUCUUGAAUACCUUGUAGAACUAACCCCCAAAGAACCUACAUAAUUUUACAAAACACCUAAAAACACUCGACUAGAAAAUCCUCAAUGAGGGCAGCUAGCGUCAGAAACUUUUACAGAGGGUUACGUAUAUCAUGAAUUGAUGAUGGAUUCUCCAUCCGCACCAGAUGGCGUCUUAGUUUAAAUUUUCAAUUAUUCUCAAACUCAACAUGUCAAAUUUAGAAAUGUCAAAACAAUAAUUCUUCCACAAUCCUAGACUAUGCCAUAGAACCAACCAUAUCCCUUGUCCUUCCUUAAGACUUCUGCUUUUCUAUAGUUUUGACAAAGGCAACUGUGGAGAGUUGGUACUAAAAAUUUGAGGUGUCAAUGCAUUCACUACCACUGCUCAACUUGCACUUUUCCAAACAAUCAUCCAUUUUGGGAUGGAUUAAUUUACAAGGGGAUACACAAGUCCAAUGGAUUUAAAAAGACUUGCAGAUGGUGAGAAUUAAAGUGCGGUUUUAAAGGACGCGAGAAUGCACACGUUAACUGGCUCAUGAGGUGAAUUUAUUUUUUUGGUUAGUCAUGCAUCCAUUUUUUUCACGAAGUAUGAAUGUGAAAUUUGGUGGUCCUAAUGGUGAGGAUAUAUUCAGGAACUUAUAUCUGCUUCUGUUUUUCUUUUUGUGUGUGUUCCUUUUGUUCAUUCAGUUUUUCGUUUGUUGUGGUACUUCAUGUUGGGAAGUUAAAAUUAUCCCAUAACGAAUGUCGUUUAAACUUUUGAACCGAUGAGGGACAAGAAGAUUAUAAUUGGAUCCUCCAAUAUGGAUUAAAAAUUUGGAACAUUAACCUGUAAAAAAGAGUUCUUAACCCCCUGAUUGCAACAAUCAAUUUUUUUUGGAACUCAUGUAGUACUCCUUGAUUUGUCUGGACUCUGAAGGAUUGUUAACCUAACGAUUCUUAUGCUCGGUCUACAUUGGGACUUCUAUGUGCCGUGACAAUAUGUGCAUCUUUAGUUUCAGUGAAGCAAGUGCUUCUGGGAUAGGUCUGGUUAUUCUAGUCUGUUAAGCUUGCACAGAAUGUGGAUUAUUCACAUUGUCUUAAGCUUGCCUUGCAAAAAAUAAACUAGGUAAUGUUGUAAUCAAUGGUAUUGGAAAAUAGGAUUCUCUUCUCAUGACUGCAUGUUUAUACUUAAGUGAGUCGUUUCUACAGUGAAGCAUUUGUAUAUCUCAUUUUGUCUUCAAGGUGUCUUAAACUAGUGCACAUGGUAUGUCGAUAGGAUAACCAUGCUAAAAUUUCAUUAUCUUGUCAAAUACUGUUAGGUCCAUCAUCGAAAAGCUUGGUGAUGAUAGAAUGUCAAAGAUAAAGAUUGUAGGGCAUGAGGACGUGGAACGGAGUUUUUAUGGCCAACUUGUUCUCGGUAAGGGGGUAUCUUCCAGUUUGGAUGAGGAAUUAGCUAAGGAAGCAAGCAAAGCAGCUUCUGCUGAAAAACAAAGAAUUGCAGAGGAGGUUGCAGCCAUACUCAAGCUGAGUGUUGAGAUUGAUACUAGCUCGAGUGAAAGGUUUUUGAGGAGAGAAAGAGAGAGAUCAUAG
Ilex paraguariensis (yerba mate) is the source of this 2089-nucleotide messenger RNA. The record is from the annotation of a GenBank genome assembly. NCBI's taxonomy places the organism in Eukaryota, Viridiplantae, Streptophyta, Magnoliopsida, Aquifoliales, Aquifoliaceae.